AGUGUAAAUACUAAUCUCUUGUCCAUGCAAACAUAUAAAUGGUGGCAGCGGCGGCUCACAAUUUGUUAAUUAAUUAAUAACUUGGUAAAUUAUUGUUAAAAAAAUUUGAAAAUUCGGUGAAAACUUCUUGAUAUAUAGAUGAACAAUGUUCUCAUGAAUGAAAAAAAAAUUCAUUAAAAUUGACAUAUUAUUUUUUCCAAUGACUCAUUGUUUAGAAUUGAGUGAUAGUAACAAUAAUUUUAUAUAUAUUGAUUAAAAAGAACAGUUAAACCUGUGAACGGGCUGCAUUUAUAUACAGCAUAGUAAGAAAUUACUGGUAGUCUGCACUACACUGUCAGUUGAAAAAGAAGACGUGCCAGUCUAUAAUUUGAAGCUGCCUUUUUUCUCUAGCUUUUAUCUUAUCGAUUCUAUAAUUUUAAUUUCAUUUCAUUGUGUAACGAAAUUAGGAAUGCGUGAUCGUAAAGAAAAAUCUAAGGUAGAUACAAAAACAUUUCAGAACGAUUUUGUAGCUCCUGAUGGUGGGUGGGGCUGGAUAAUAAUUGUAGCAUGUGGAAUUUCAAAUCUAUGCGUACUUCCGGUUCUUCAAAAUUUCGGAUUAAUUUUUCUUGAAAGAUUUUCACAACUUGGAUUAUCAUCAUCUGAAAUUACAACUAUCAUCAAUGUCAAUAUGGCAGUAACAUCGAUCUUGGGGUUAGCCAACGGGCCAAUGUUUAAAAAAUACAGUUUCCGUCAAGUCGCAUUUUUUGGUGGUCUUGUGUGCACAAUAGCCAUCAUCGCUUUAUCAAUAGCGUCAACAUUCACAGGAAUUUUCGUUAGUAUGUCAAUAUUCUACGCGGCUGGAAUGGGAGUCAUAUUAUCAGCAAACGCACUUGCACUCAAUACGUAUUUCAAAAAGAAGAGAAGAAUUGCAGUCGGUCUCAGUUGGACAUGUACCGGAAUCGGACCCAUCAUUAUGCCCCAGAUAAUUACUCUACUUAUACCGAAAUUUGGCGUUUCUGGGACUGUUCUGAUUCUAGGCGCUGUCACUUUCAACUCUAUUGCAAGUGCACUUUUACUGCAACCAGUUUCUUGGCAUGCAAAAAAAUUGAAGUCUUUUAAUACAACUCAAACUAUAACGAGUGAAGAAAAUAAUCAUGUGCUUUUGCUAAAAGAUACAUCUGAAAAUCAUGAAAUAUCGAAUGAAAGUAGUACAAUCCAAAAACUAGAAAGGUUCCCAAAUGUCAGUUUUAUCCGACAGGGUUGUGACAGUCAAUAUUUGUAUUGCGACAAUGAGCAAGCUAUUGGAAUUGAUAUUAUUGCUUCUUUUAGUGAAAGUGGAAAUCGACAAAGAAAAAUUUCUUGCCAAGAAAUUGUAAACCAAUCGCUGUUGAUCUUGGCUGAAUCAUUGAAAGGUCCGAUACCAAUAGAUACAGAUAAAGCGGAAAAGAAAGAAGAUGAAAUGCUGAUUACUUUGGAGGUGGAAGUUGAUCAAGAAAUGCAGGAAAUCAAAAAAAAGAAUAAAUCAACAAUAGAAAGAUGGAUACAUGAAGUUAUAAUUUUCUUCGAUCUUGACGUACUAAAGGAUCAUGUUUUCGUGACACUCAUGCUAGGAAUUAAUUUCGCUUUAUUUGUUGAAAUGAAUUUUUCAAUACUAACUCCAUUCAUUUUAUCAGAAUAUGGGUUAACUAAACGACAAAUUGCUACGGUUUUGUCAAUUCUUGCAGCGAUAGAUGUCAUUGUCAGACUAUCAGUUUCUUUCUUUGCAUCAAAAAUUGGAUGGGAAAAUCGUACUUUUUUUCUUUUUGGAAUCGCAUGCCUGGCUGCGGGACGAACAGUAAUUGCACAUAUAUCAUCUUAUAAUGUGAUAAUAGCAACAAGUGUGCUCAUUGGAUUUGGAAAAGGCUUGAGAACAGUAUUUAUGGCACUUGUAAUACCGUCACAUGUCUCAUUAUCAAAACUGCCCGCAGCAUCAGGGAUACAAUUAGCAUCAAGCGGAAUUAUUUAUCCAUUCCUAGGGCCAUUGGUUGGAUGGAUUCAUGAUAAAUGUGGAAGUUAUACAAUUUUGCUUCAUGUACUCAAUAUAAUAACAUACGCCACCAUCAUAGCAUGGACCAUUGAGGCUUGGAUAACGUCAAAAAGCAGUAAAGAGAGAAAAUUGAAAUUGGAAAAUAGUGACAACUAUCCAUAAUGUUAAUAGUAUAUAGGCUCGUGCUUGCCCCUCCAAAUUCGUUGAGAGCACACUCUCUGAUUGGGCACAUGUAACGAACUAUAUUUUAUGUUACAAGAGCAGUGGGAAUAAUGUGUGAAUUUCCAAAGCGUAAGAGGGGUACUACCCUUUCACACAUUAUUACCAUUGUCCCUAGUAACAUAAAAUAUGAUUCGUUACAUGUGCCCAAUCAGAGAGCCCGCUCACAACUCAUUUGGAGGGGAAACACUCGCCAAGGCUCGUGCUUGCCCCUCCAAAUUCGUUGAGAGCACACUCUCUGAGUGGGCACUUGUAACGAAAUAUACUAUUAUGUUACUAGGGACAGUGGUAAUAAUGUGUGAAUUUCCAAAAAGCGCACUACCCCUCUUACGCUUUGGAAAUUCACACAUUAUUCCCACUGCCCUUGUAACAUAAAAAAAUUUUACAUUACUGAAUAUACACGCAACAAGAUAAUAUACGCACUGUAUCGUUAUUGUUAGUUCUCAUAAUGUAAAAAUCAAUUUUUUUGGAAUGAAUACUGGCGCUGGUUGUGAUUAUGCUAAAGAGCCUCAUACUACCUGUGAAAGAACGCAUUCAUGGCAGGGAACUAUGACGGAACAGUGUCGCUAUUGCACGUCAUUAUUUAUUUGAAAAUGUGAAUGUCAUAAAUGUUAGUAAUAAAUAAUAAUUAAAAAUUAGAGAUAAUUUCUUUUUUUAUUGAAAAACGUAAUAAUUAACAAUUAUUUUGAACAAUAUUCUUAAUUAUUCGCCUAUGGAAAAAGUUUCUAAGAAUUAUAUAAAAUUAUCUGUGUGAAAUACUUUUGUGAAAAAUCAACAAAUGAAUUGAGAAAUAGUUAUUAAGACCAUAUCGAAGUUUUUCAUGAGUCUUUAUAAGAUUUAUAGAAAAGUUAGUAUUCUUUAUAUUAUUUUAACUGACAGGUUACACAAAAAGACGAUUACCAAAAAGUAGAUUCAAUAAGCUUUUUUCGUUUGUUUCUUUUAUAUGAAAUUUAAUAUAUAACAUGUUCGAAACUUUUUAAAAGAUAAUUAAUGAAUUUUAAGGUAUUUUUCUAUUCAG
This is a messenger RNA of Aphidius gifuensis, 3242 nucleotides long. RefSeq names its product monocarboxylate transporter 12-like. The transcript has 9 exons. Gene Ontology annotation, biological process: monocarboxylic acid transport; transmembrane transport. Gene Ontology annotation, molecular function: monocarboxylic acid transmembrane transporter activity. The coding region runs from base 449 to 2167 and encodes 572 amino acids. NCBI's taxonomy places the organism in Eukaryota, Metazoa, Arthropoda, Insecta, Hymenoptera, Braconidae. The record is from RefSeq and is a predicted model, not a curated record.